AUGUAUGCGAUACGGUCUGCACUGCGAGCAUCGACAGGACGAGCUCCAGCACGAUUCAUCCGCGGCCGCCGCUACCCAUCGAUACCACGCAUACGCUCCCUUCACACCACACGCGUACUCGCAUUCGCGUCAACGCCGCCCUCGGGCCCAGACAGCACACCCAUCGGCGAAAAUGGCGCCGACAAGGCCGACCGCGACAAGGCGGCAACCGAGGAGCAGCAGGCCGAGGCUGAGAUAGCAAACGAGGACCCAGACCUCCUGGCGCAGAAGGUCCAGCGCUCACGCGAAACCACGCGGCGCUACCUGGCAGCCCAGCGCCGACAGCAGAGGGGGCGAAAGUCGCAGGGCCUACCCCCAGUCACCAUCCCGGACUGGUUCCUCAAGAGACGCGUCCUCCGGCGCGAAGAUGUCCCCGCAGAGCUACAGCAGCACAUCACCCCCAAGGCGCUGUCCAUCUCCAUCACACACGGCGAGUCAGGUGAGAGCGCGACCUGCUCAAUACCCGCCUCCAAAGACUUGGAUGCUGUCAAGGUCCUGGCCCGGCUGGUUCGCGGCCUAUGGGGGCGCCGCCUGGAUGACCAGGAAAAGCGCAAGAUCGAACAGUACCUGGAGGACAGAAUCACCGUCGAGCCCGAGUCGAGCGCCGACGCGGAGCUAGGCCCCAUUGGCAACAAGGCAAACUCUAUGGGCGCGGAAGAGCUUCGCAUGAGGUUGGAGCUACGUGAGCAGCUCUUUAGCGCUGCCGAGGAGCUGAAGGCGGAUUCCACCAAGCCGCUCGCCGAUCGAGUGAACGAGUUGAACAGCAAGACCCAGCGCUACAUGCUGAAGAGGGAGCAUGCCAAGUCACGAUCGUCACGCGGUUCCAAGCGCCUCUCGCCUGUUGUACUCGCCGAAGUUCGUGCCAGCAUCGCAGCGUCGUUGUCUGCAUUGCGCCCGUCCACCGGCAACACAUUUCCCGCCACCAAGACAAAUCUGAUCCUCCAUUCGCCAGUGCCUGAUCACGAGCUGCUGAUAGGUGGCGCCGUGGAGGCCAUCGCUCUGGAGAUGGAUUCGGAGUUGGUUGUGCUGCGAGCCAACGACCUUGCUCAGCUGGCAGGUGACUAUCUUGGAGAAGGCGCAGAGCCAUCACCACGCUCGAUACGCUCGCUCGGCUACGAAACCUACCGCCUGAGCUCUGAGCUGGCCAAUGCCUUUGAAGACAUGGAGAAGGACGAUGGGGCUGAGGAAGACCUCGAGUCCGCUCAGUCUUCAUCGAUGGAACAACCAGAAAAACCGAGGAUGGGCGCAUUUCCCCUCAUCCUACCUCUAUCUGCUCUUGCUUCGAUCAAGGAGCUAUCAAACAAGUUCAAAGCCGGGCAGUCCACUUCCUCGAAUCCAUUCGACACGUCAGCCAAUGCACUCGGCGACGAGCCAAGUCGCGUACAGAGCCAGAGCGAGAUACAACUCGAAGAUUUGAAGCUCGCAACCCUUCUUGAUGCCCUUAUUGAUGCCAGUGAGCUGAAGCAGAGUCGUGGCAUAGUCGGCAAUGAAGGAUAUGAGUUGCGAUCGUCCCUAGGAGACAGCUCAAAGAAGCGGAGAAAGAGCGAUCCCCAUUUCUUCGACUACUCUGUGAGCUCGGAAGGCAUACCACUUGAACUCGACUCUGCCCUUCCAGCGGCUGCAAGACCUGGAAUGAGCAUGUCCCUAGACGUCGGCUCAGUCCCAGCAGCGACGCAAGUGCCGAAAAAGUCAAAGAUCAUCUACGUCAGAGACUUCAAAGAGCUCAACGCUACGCAUUACGGCGGUCGCAUCAUCCAGAAGCUUGAGGAGCUUGUCCGGAAAAGACGCAGCGCUGGCGAGAGCAUCAUGAUUGUUGGAAGCACGUGCUCCCUGGAGCUCACUCCUGACCUCUCGGCUAGCGGUGUCCACGGCUUACAGUCUGAAGGAGAGAGCAGCUUUUUCAGGACCAUUGUUGUGGCAGCGGAUUCAGACAAAACAUCUUUGUUGGAAGAGUCCAACGCCAUGUCAAAGGGCGAGGUUGGGUCGGCGAUCCUAUCGCCAAAAGAGAGGGGCAAGUUCUGCGGGAUUAACAUGCUUCACACCCAGGAUAUGCUUCGUUCGUUGGACCCUGUGGCAGCUGCACGCAUUUCUGACAUGGAACUGACCAUACAGCACCACCGCAAUUUUGCUGCCAUCAUACCAGAGGCAUACCUCAACCGAGUGCUGACCUACGAUGAGGUACACAGAAUAGCCUUGACAGCUCUUGGGUUGCAUGUUACGAAUCCGGCUGGGCUCACAGAGCACGUUAUCGAACAAGGCCAGGUGAACUGGGCACACGUCGCGCUUGCGAUGGGGCUGUUGAAGACGAGUGACACCGCCAAAUACCUCUCCUUUGACAAAACAUUACAAAAGCAGCAGCCUCGGCAGGAUCUUGGCCCAGAAGCUGAAGCCCACGUACAAGCAAAGAAACGACACAGCGAGGCUGAUUUGCAGCGUCAACGCGAUCUCCAACGUAUCACCGCCUCUGCGACCAAGCACGAGAAGCGGCUGAUAUCUGGCAUCGCAAAUCCCGAUCAAAUCAAGACAACGUUCGACCAAGUUCAUGUGCCGAAGGAGACAGUUGACUCGAUCCGAACCAUCACCUCUCUGUCCCUUCUCCGCCCUGAUGCAUUCAAUUACGGUAUCCUCGCCACAGAAAAGAUCUCUGGCGCGCUGCUCUACGGGCCUCCAGGAACCGGCAAAACACUGCUCGCAAAGGCCGUUGCCAAAGAGUCCGGCAGCACUGUGCUCGAAGUGUCUGGCUCACAAAUCAUGGACAAAUACGUGGGUGAGGGCGAGAAGAACGUCGCCGCGAUAUUCUCUUUGGCAAGAAAACUGUCACCAUGUAUUGUGUUCUUGGAUGAAGCGGACGCUGUCUUCGCAAGCAGAGACGCCAUGCGCGAGCGGACAAGCCACCGUGACAUACUCAACCAGUUCCUCAAAGAGUGGGAUGGUCUGAACGACCUGAGUGUCUUCGUCAUGGUGGCAACGAACAGGCCAUUCGACCUUGACGAUGCUGUUAUAAGACGUCUGCCGCGCCGUUUGCUCGUCGAUCUCCCUACGCAGGCCGACAGGAAAGCGAUUCUGCGCAUUCACCUCAAGGGCGAACAACUAGACUCCACAGUCGACCUCGAAGACCUAGCAAAACGCACCCCCUUCUACAGCGGCAGCGAUCUGAAAAACGUCGCCGUCUCCGCCGCGCUCGCCUGCGUCAAAGAAGAAAACGAAGUCGCUGCCAAAGCUGCCGCGGAAGCCACCCUCACGACCCCACUACCCGAGGAGAGCAGAACAACAGAGCCCGGUAGCAAAGACGACGCGACAACCCCAGCCUUCCUGCACCACACCGAAAGGCCCCCCUCGCCACCCCCCACGCCCUCUUUCCCCACCCCACCAACCUCCGACCCCAUCCCCUCAUCAUCCGCAACACCAACGCCUAGCCACCUCGUGCGCGGCAUAAAUUACAACUUCCCCGCCAUCCGCACCCUCUUGCCGCGCCACUUUGACGCCGCGCUGCAGGAGAUCAGCGCAUCGAUCAGCGAGGACAUGUCAAGUUUAUCUGCUAUUAAGAAGUUCGACGAGCAAUUUGGCGAUAAGAAGGGCAAGAAAGGAAAGAAGGGAUUCGGAUUCGGCGAGAACAUGGGGAAGCGGGACGAGAAUGCCGCGCGUGUACGGGGGUAG
Ascochyta rabiei is the source of this 3696-nucleotide messenger RNA. RefSeq lists its product as uncharacterized. NCBI's taxonomy places the organism in Eukaryota, Fungi, Ascomycota, Dothideomycetes, Pleosporales, Didymellaceae. The record is from RefSeq and is a predicted model, not a curated record. The transcript has a single exon. Gene Ontology annotation, molecular function: ATP hydrolysis activity; ATP binding. The coding region runs from base 1 to 3696 and encodes 1231 amino acids. Gene Ontology annotation, cellular component: mitochondrial outer membrane.